Messenger RNA from Arctia plantaginis, 471 nucleotides. The record is from the annotation of a GenBank genome assembly. Lineage: Eukaryota; Metazoa; Arthropoda; Insecta; Lepidoptera; Erebidae.
AUGUUCGGUUUAUUAGCGAUUGCCUGCUUGAUUAGCGUAGUAGCUGGAGCACCGUCUGGCUUUGGUGGGCUACAACUUGCUGCGGUCUCUUCUCAUGACACCGUCACUAUAGUCGCAGCUCCCAUUGUGGCUAAACACAUCGUAGCACCUAUUGCAGAACCUAUUGUUGUAGCUCCUAUAGCUAAAAGUAUCAGCGUCGGUGGGCUUGGGUUAGCAAAGCCUGGACUCGACGUCGGCUACGACGCUAUUGGCUAUGGGCAUCUUGGCAAUGCGCAUCUUGGCAACGCGCAUUUUGACUACGCGCACCUUGACAACGCGCUUCUUAGCAAAGCGUAUCUAGGACACGCGCAUCAUAACUAUGCUGACUUAGGCCACGCGCAUCUCGGCUUAGCUGAACUAGGCUACGCCGGUCUCGAUCAUGGGCUUGAUCUUGGUUACGGAAUCGGUGGCCUAGGAGGGUGGAAGCACUAA